CCCCGCAGGCCGCCCGCCGCGCCGCCAUGGGGGUAGAGGGCUGCACCAAAUGCAUCAAGUACCUGCUCUUCGUCUUCAAUUUCGUCUUCUGGCUGGCCGGAGGUGUGAUCCUUGGUGUGGCCUUGUGGCUCCGUCAUGACCCGCAGACUACCAACCUCCUGUACCUGGAGCUCGAGGACCGGCCUGCACCCAACACCUUCUAUGUGGGCAUCUACAUCCUCAUCGCCGUGGGCGCCGUGAUGAUGUUUGUGGGCUUCCUGGGCUGUUACGGGGCCAUCCAGGAGUCGCAGUGCCUGCUGGGAACGUUCUUCACCUGCUUGGUGAUCCUGUUUGCCUGUGAAGUGGCUGCUGGCAUCUGGGGCUUUGUCAACAAAGAUCAGAUCGCCAAGGACGUGAAGCAGUUCUACGACCAGGCCCUGCAGCAGGCCGUACUGGAUGAUGACGCCAACAGCGCCAAGGCCGUGGUGAAAACCUUUCACGAGACGCUGAACUGCUGUGGGUCCAAUGCACUGUCCACGCUGGCCACCUCGCUGGCCAAGAACAGCCUGUGUCCCACGGGCAGCAGCGUCCUCACCAACCUCUUCAAGGAGGACUGCCACCAGAAGAUCGACGACCUCUUCUCGGGAAAGCUGUACCUGAUUGGCAUCGCCGCCAUCGUGGUUGCUGUGAUCAUGAUUUUCGAGAUGAUCCUGAGCAUGGUUUUGUGCUGCGGCAUCCGGAACAGCUCGGUGUACUAAGGCCCGCGGC
Molecule: messenger RNA, 747 nt
Organism: Orycteropus afer afer
Lineage: Eukaryota; Metazoa; Chordata; Mammalia; Tubulidentata; Orycteropodidae
Gene: CD81
Product: CD81 molecule
Cellular component (GO): membrane
Source: RefSeq, a predicted model, not a curated record